UGGUAGUGGGGCCGGCACCGGGGAGGAGGGGGAGAGAGCGGGGUCGUCCGGGACAUCUGAUCUGGGAUCUGCUCGCAGUUCCAAGCAGACAGUCGGCGGUUUGUUCCGAGCGCAGCUCGUGUGGCCCGCGCCGGGACGUCAGCGAAAGUUCGGGGGUAAAGUUGGAGUCUCCGGCUCGGUGACUUCUGGAGUCUUUACUUUUCUUCACCGAGGAAGGCUCACUCUCCGUCCGAGAAUGGAUAAAUACGAGGAUCUGGGACUCGAGGCGAGCAAGUUUAUUGAGGAUCUGAACAUGUAUGAAGCCUCCAGAGACGGUUUGUUCCGGACCAGGAGGGAUGCGGGGAACAACCCGGACUUUGAGGAGACCCGGAGAGUUUUCGCCUCGAAGAUGACAAAGAUCCACCUCCAGAAGCACCAGGAGGAAAUGGCCAAGAGCAACCAGGCCAUUAAAAUGAACGGGGGUCACAGCAGCGCGUGCUACCCCAAAGACAGACCCCCUCUGAACAGCUACAGGCAGCCGGGUGAAGCCGCUGCCAAGCCCCCGCUGCUGUCCGGCCCGGCGCCCCAGAUGGACGGUCCGAAGGGCCACGCAGGGGUUCAGCCCGAUGCCAGCAGAGUGUUCAGCUACGGGAAUCACUCUGAAACCAGGGAGCCCCAGUCAUACCAGCACACCUUCAGCGGCACCCCUGCACAUGCGCGUCACACGCCUCCAGCCUGGAGCCUUUCCAGGGAGAACCAGAGCUCCCCUUCUUCUGGAUCCAUCGGCAGCGCCUCUCCUUUGCCUCACAGCCAGUCGGCAUCUCCAACCAACAGUCUUCCAUCUCAACAUCAGGCCUCCGCCGCCAAGAGGUGGUCAGGAGAGUCUUCGGGGUCAGGCAGGUCAGACACCCUUCCAGCCUUGCCUCUCGGUGCCUUCACUGGGGGGGGCGUGGACCUUCAUGUUCGGCCUCAGUCCAGUGCCUCGCCAAGACCCACCCAGAAUGGUCUCUCCACUCCGGUGGCCUCUGAAACAUCUCAGCAGAAAGCGCAGGGCUCUUUCGCCUUCAUUAACUCUGGAAGUGUACCCCAGAGCUCCGCGUUGAACCAUGCUGUCAAAGUGGAUCCACCUGCUCCGGCGUCCCCAAACGCCUGUCCGCCGGUGACCCAGCCCUUGGACCAGGGGCCCUCGAUGGCUGAGGUGAAGCUGGAAGCUCUAACGAAGAGACUGGAGAAAGAAAUGGACGGCCUACCAAAGGCCGACUACUUUGGUGUCUGUGUGAAGUGCAGCAAGGCCGUGUACGGAGCCAGCCAGGCGUGCCAGGCCAUGGGGAGUCUCUAUCACGACAGCUGCUUCACCUGCAGCGCCUGCAGUCGGAAGCUGAGGGGGAAGGCCUUCUACUACGUCGGAGGGAAGGUGUUCUGUGAAGAGGACUUCCUGUACUCGGGCUUCCAGCAGUCAGCGGACAAGUGCAACGCGUGCGGACACCUGAUCAUGGACAUGAUCCUGCAGGCCCUCGGGAAGUCCUACCACCCCGGCUGUUUCCGCUGCGUCAUCUGCAACGAGAGCCUGGAUGGAGUGCCCUUCACCGUGGACACUGAGAACAAGAUCUACUGUGUCAAGGACUAUCACCGAGUGCUGGCGCCCAAGUGUGCGGCGUGUAAUCAGCCCAUCCUGCCCUCGGAGGGCUCUGAUGAAACUGUCCGCGUGGUGUCGAUGGACAAAGACUAUCACGUGGAGUGUUAUCACUGUGAGGAAUGUAAACUGGAGCUGAACGACGAGGAGGGUCACCGGUGCUACCCGCUGAACGGCCACCUCCUCUGCCACUCCUGCCACCUGAAGCACAUCGAGCCCGGCUUCUCCUCCUCCACCGCCGCCUUCUAACUGCAGACUGGGCGCCACCUGGUGGAGCUCCGGUGGAACUGCCAAAAGCGAUGCGGACAAUUCUUGUUGUAGAGGAUUGAUUUAAAGCGUCUUCUCAUGUCAAAGGAUGAAGGUUUUUCAUAGAUGACGGAAGAAUGGAGAGAUGAAGUUCUCCCUAAACGAAUGCAGACGAACAUAGCUCUCCUCCUGCUGCAGAUUUAAAGUUAUUGUUAAAUUAUAAUUGUGUUAUGAUCAGGUGCCGUUGCUGUGUCAAUGCAUUUUCUAGUCUUUAGCUCACGUAUUUUUUUAGACCUAAAUAUUACUCAGAGGGUAUUUUUCAGUCUUGAUAUUUAUAAAAUGAAGAAUAUCUCAAGUCCUUAUUAAAACUCACAUGACAGGAGCAAUUUAUUUGUUCAUUCAUUUCACCUGCAAGUGCACGACUCCCUAUUUAUAUGGAAUAUUAAUCACCAUGGGCUGAUUUUCUUUCAUCACAACGUGCCUUUGUAUGUCAAUUGAAUUGAAUUUUGGAACCUGCUAGCAUUUACUCUGACCAUGUUGUCUGACUGUGGCACUUACUGUAUCGAUUCUGAGAGUUUAUAUUUCUUUGCUUAAAGUUUAUACAUUAUAAAGGUCUGUCGUAUGUAUGCAUUUAGCCUUUCAUCUUUGAUUCUCCAUUUGCAUUGUGCUUAACUCCUCAAAUUAGUAUCCUGUCUUGCAAAUAUUAUUGUCCUGUCUUGAGUGUACUAACUUAAUUUUUUUUGUCAUUUUUUUCAUAGCCAGCUUAAUAAAAACUUAUUUGCAAUUUGAAU
This is a messenger RNA of Synchiropus splendidus (mandarinfish), 2649 nucleotides long. Its product is annotated as LIM domain-containing protein 1-like. Gene Ontology annotation, cellular component: nucleus; P-body; adherens junction. The coding region runs from base 236 to 1861 and encodes 541 amino acids. The record is from RefSeq and is a predicted model, not a curated record. Gene Ontology annotation, molecular function: transcription corepressor activity. NCBI's taxonomy places the organism in Eukaryota, Metazoa, Chordata, Actinopteri, Syngnathiformes, Callionymidae. Gene Ontology annotation, biological process: response to hypoxia; positive regulation of miRNA-mediated gene silencing; cytoskeleton organization. The transcript has 8 exons.